Molecule: messenger RNA, 903 nt
Organism: Arachis stenosperma
Lineage: Eukaryota; Viridiplantae; Streptophyta; Magnoliopsida; Fabales; Fabaceae
Product: NADH dehydrogenase [ubiquinone] 1 alpha subcomplex subunit 2-like
Exons: 4
Coding region: 193-489 (98 amino acids)
Source: RefSeq, a predicted model, not a curated record
UUUAUUCUAUGUUUUUAUUUGUUAAAUUUACAAAGUUAUCAUACCAAAUAUAAAUGUCAUGGAAAUGACAAGUCUACCCUCCUGUUAGCUUUGGUUCUUCACCCAAAAGUGAACCGAACACUCGAACAGUAUCCAUCACUUCGUGGCUUCUUACGCAACAACGCCAUUCAAACUUUGUGAUUACAUUCAGCAAUGACAUGGAGAGGACAUAUUUCAAAGAACAUAAGGGAGCUUAGAUUUUUGAUGUGCCAGUCGUCACCUGCAAGCUCACCUGCAAGGACAUUUGUGGAAAAGAACUAUAAGGAACUCAAGACUUUGAACCCGAAAUUGCCAAUACUGAUCCGUGAAUGCAGUGGAGCGGAACCCCAACUAUGGGCAAGAUAUGAUUUUGGUGUUGAGAAAGGAAUCAAACUGGAAGGCUUGUCGGAGGCACAGAUCUCCAAGGCACUUGAAGAUUUGGUGAAAGCUGGAGAGUCCUUGAAAGCCUGAUAUUGCACCUUCUCAGCCAUCUGAAAUUGAAUAAUGCUCUCAUGCUGCACUUCUAAUUGAAGAUUGCAUUUGUUUUUUAAUAAGCUAGAUGUAUUCCCUCUUUAAAAGUGUAAUGUUAUCUGACUCAGUCUGUCUCUCUGUAUCUUAUAGUCAUUUCAAGUAUGAUCCUGUUCUUGUCAGGAAAAAAAAGAAAAAGAAAAAGAAGGUAUCAUCCUGUUAGGUUGAUAGUCCUGGAUUCUGCAUGUUGAGCACACCUGUGAUGAGAGAUUUAUUAAGAACUCAGAUUUAAAUUUUCAUGUAUUCAUUUUGGACUGCAUUGCCAAAGAAUUUUGGUAUUGAUCAAGUCAAAUAAUCUAGUGUAACAAGGCAUGGACCAAUUUAUAUUUUUGGGAAAAACAUUCUAAAUGUUCGCAA